Molecule: messenger RNA, 4097 nt
Organism: Cottoperca gobio
Lineage: Eukaryota; Metazoa; Chordata; Actinopteri; Perciformes; Bovichtidae
Gene: fan1
Product: FANCD2 and FANCI associated nuclease 1
Exons: 13
Coding region: 1-3027 (1008 amino acids)
Biological process (GO): interstrand cross-link repair
Cellular component (GO): nucleus
Molecular function (GO): flap-structured DNA binding; 5'-flap endonuclease activity; 5'-3' exonuclease activity
Source: RefSeq, a predicted model, not a curated record
AUGACCGAGAGAGCCAGCAAAGACAAACUCAGGCGAAGUUUGUCAUUGUCCAAGACUAAGAAGAAAGGCAAUGUAAAAGCUGGGAUUUCUGCCAGUCAUGCCACCACAACUCCUAUCACCUCGUUCUUCAGCAACCAGCCUCCACCUAAACUUGCUUGCCCCCUGUGUGGCCAGAUGGUACCAAGAUUCAAGAUCAAUGAGCACAUUGAUUUGCAAUGUCAGAACUUUGAGAGAGGAGACAGCAGUGCCGCCUCAGCAAGUAAUAGUGUAGUGCCAAGCAUCCAGCUGUCACCCACAAGGAAUCCCCCAAAAUCCCCAGAGCUAGAUCUAAAGAUGGAAGAAGAGGUCAAAGAGACCAAGACCAGUCCUUAUUUCAAAAAGAAUAAUUCUCAGCAGGUACGACGGGAGAUGAAAAGUAAAAGUGUGAUCAGGACGAUUGACCUGGGAAGUCUCUCCUCCAAGUUAUCUGUGAGCUAUCCUAAGGUACCUGAGAGGACACAGACGGAAGAUAAACAUGCACCGAUGUAUCCUAAAAAGGAGAUAUGUUCUUCUGAGACACUCAGCAGCUCACAGAAAGAAAAUCUUCAGAGUUUAGAAGCCAACCAAGAUUGUGUGACAGUCAUUGAUCUUACAGAAACUAGUACUGACACUCUAACAGCCAUGGAAGAUCCAUCAUGUUCAGACAAAGGACGUAAUCUUGAACACAAAGCAUCUAAAUCAAAGACUUGUCAAAAAGCCGUUACUCCAAAGCUGAACUCUUCUUCCUCCAAACUAUCAAAGAGAAAGAAGGGAACGACUUCCACUGGCAGCGCAUCUGGAUUCGAAAAGAAAGCAAAAUUUGAGGGGAGCAGCAGGGAGCUAGACCAGGUUGUGUCUAGUGAAAGUAAAGCAGAUACGACUCAUACAGACCAGCCUGAAACUGAGUUACCUUCGACCACUACUUGUGACCCCCCUCUGAGUUCAGAGGAAACAUAUGAGCAAAGUGCUGCAACGAUCAAUAGUGAUUCGCUGGCAGAGUCUGGUGCUGAGAACAUCACAAGUGGCCGAGCUGUCGAGAGCUCUCUCCCCCCACGGCUCCCCUACUACCUCCGUAACUUCCGAACCGUACUACAGGCUGUCCUGGAGAAUGAGGACGACAGGUCAUUGUUCGACCAGGACGAUAUGUCACUUGUACAUGCAUUUGAGAAACUCUCAGACAUGGGGCAGAAGCUGUAUGUCAGACUCUUUCAGAGGAAACUGAAGUGGCUCCAAGUAAAUAAACUGGACUAUGAAGAGAUAUGCAGUGAUCUGGGACCUGUAGCUCAGGAGCUGGUUCAAGGCGGUUUUCUACAGGCAGAGUGUGACCUUCAGGACUUGGGGGAGGCGCUGGAUCUCCUGCCUGCUCCUGAACUCAAAGCUCUGGCUAAGACUUUCCAUCUGGGCAAUUCUGGGACUCAGAAACAGCAGCUGGUGGACGGACUUCUCCGUCUGAGCAGACAAAAGUCCCUAUUCGCUCUGUCCACUGCUCAGAACAACAUCGGGGCUGUCAUCCUCAAAAGGGCAAAGCAGCUUGCAAGUUCCUGUGUGCGCCUGCGUCAUUGUCCUCGAGCUGUCUUUUCUCGUAUCCUUCUCCUCUUCUCUCUGACGGACACCAUGGAUGAGGAGGAGACGGCGGCUGUUGGGCAGAGCCAGCUCUUCACCAUCCUGCUGGUUAACUCAGGACGCCUGGCCUUCCCACUCUACACAGUGCAGCGUAAAGCCAAGGUGUUCCAGGACAGAGAGGAUCUGAUCAGAUAUGAAGCAUCCAUGCGAACCCUGCAAGAGGUAGUCUCAGCCAUGCAGGGAGGUCAGUGGGAAAAGGCCAUGGAGCUUUACACUGCUGCCAAAAGUGUCUGGCAGGAGCUGAGGGAAAACCAUGACCUCAGUCACCAGGAGGAGCUGCCCGUGUUCCUGCGCAGCUUCACUACAGGAUGGACUUACACUCGGAUCUUAUCCAGAGGGGUGGAGAUCUUGCAAAGGCUACGUCGCUAUGAGGAAGCGGUAGAGGAGCUGCUGUCCUUACUGUCGCAGUCCGUUUGCUGUCCUGACAGCCGAGGGAGAUGGUGGGACAGACUGGCCCUUAACCUUCAGCAGCACCUAAAAAAGCCUGAGCAAGCUGUCUGUGCUAUUAGAGAUGGGAUGUCAGACCCUCUGGUGAGAACUGGCCAUAAACUCUCUCUUCAUCAGAGAGCUGUUAGGAUGAAAGAGUCUGCCAGCUUGAAGAAGUAUCGUCUGCAACUAAAUGACCUACCAACUAUCCAAGUCCAAGAUGUCACACAUGUGACCAUCCGGGGACAGCUGUUCCCUCAUGAGGGGGGCAUGGGGAAAUCUAUGUUUCUUUUACUAGCCAGUGGAGAGGGGGAGGAGAGUGCUGAUGCCACUGUAAUAUGCUCUGUGGAAGAGCUGUCUUUAGCACAUUACCGCCAACAGGGCUUUGACCAAGGGAUCCAUGGAGAGGGCUCAACGUUCUCAACAUUGUUUGCUCUUCUGCUAUGGGACAUCAUUUUUAUGGAGGGUAUUCCAGAUGUUUUUAGAAAUCCAUACCAGACAUGUCCACUGGAUCUUUACACCGACUGUUUCUAUGAGAACAGAAAAGAGGCGAUCGAUUGUCGUGUGCAGUUACUCUGCGAGUCGUCUGUGGAGACUCUGCACGACAUGUUGGAAGAUGUCUGGACCUCCCAGGAGGGUAAAGUGUGUUCACUGGUCAACUGGGAGCGUUUCUCAUCCCUUCAACAGGCACAGUCUCUCGUGUCCUGCAUGAGUGGAGCCUUUUUAGGAGGGGUAAUAACACGAAUGUCGAAAGACUACAGACACUGUCGCGGAGGUUUGCCUGAUCUAGUGGUGUGGAACACCUCAAACAACAGCUACAAGCUGGUGGAGGUGAAGGGGCCCAGCGACCGGCUGUCCCAGAAGCAACAGAUCUGGCUGGAUGAGCUGCAGAAGCUGGGGGCUGAUGUGGAGGUGUGUCAUGUGACGGCUACUGGAGCCAGAGGAGCUCGUCUGGAAUAAACAGACACAGAAGAACUGACUGAUAAGACGUUGCUGCUAAUUAAUCAGAGUGUAGUCAAUGUGAUGGAAAUUUGUGAGCAAAGUACCGGAAAACCAAGGAGACCGAGCUGAUGUCUUACAACGGAAGGUUUAUUGAAACUUGAUAUCAAGGAGAACAGACAAUGUCAAUACAAACAGAACACAGAGGGGUGUUCACGCUAUAGCCGCCGUCAAUUCUGCCGAACGCUCCUCUCGUUUGGGUAUUUAACUCACUCUUCGGCAGGCAGUAAACAUGUUAACCUCAAGCCGGCGCAUGUUCAGGCUCCAUAAAGAAGAAGACGCCACCUGUAGAUAGGAUGGACGUCCUGGCUGCUAUCCUGAGCUAGAGCCCCAAGUGCACUAUAUUUUCCGAGUUUUGUUUAUGACUCUGCCUUCAUAGGGCCUGAUUAAGGAGCCUGUAAACCUUAUCUUGCAGAUGGCCCUACUAGCCUGGGGAGAUGCACAAGGACACUGGAAUGUUUCGGCCCAAGGCUAUCGGCAGUCUGUCCACAAAUAGGGAGGGACACAAAUUGAUAGAAAUAGUGGAUGUAAUUUUGAAUAUGAUAGGACCAAUACUAAAGAAUUAAAGACUUGUUAAAUAAUUCUAUAUCAGUCAAAAUGGAAACAGAAACUGUGGGAAAAAAGUGAUCUGGGCGCCUUUUCUGAUUCUAGUCAUCGAGAACAGAUGUUGAUAUUUAUCUCAAAAACUCCAUUUAUCUUCCAUACAUCACAAAUGAAUCCUAUUUGUGUAAAGGGAGUGUGCCUCGUGAGAUGCGGCAUUAACAUCAUGGAAACCACUGCUUUCAACAGGAAGAUUGAGAUGAACAUCGUCACUGAAAACUACCAGGAUCAGAAAUAUCUUGCCCACAGAUAAUCAGAGUUGAUGCAUGACAGGAAAUGCAUCCGACGUUCACACCCCAAACUGGUGGCUCUUGGGUUGCCAAGCAACGAAAACUCACAGGUUGUUGGCUGCUUAUGAAUUGUAGGACAUCUCUACGAGUUUGUAAUGCAAGUAAUUACUGUGAAAAAAUAAAUAUGCUGUUUUAACAAUA